Molecule: messenger RNA, 1218 nt
Organism: Trematosphaeria pertusa
Lineage: Eukaryota; Fungi; Ascomycota; Dothideomycetes; Pleosporales; Trematosphaeriaceae
Product: subtilisin-like protein
Exons: 1
Coding region: 1-1218 (405 amino acids)
Biological process (GO): proteolysis
Molecular function (GO): serine-type endopeptidase activity
Source: RefSeq, a predicted model, not a curated record
AUGCAGCUGGACGAUGAUAAAUCCUUCAAAGAGUUGAAAAACGAAGCCUACACCGCCAUCAUCCUCCAGACUUCGCAGAGCUGCGUAGAGGCAUUGAAUGGCUUAGCCGAGGUGGCUUAUGUCGAAGAGAAGACGACCGUCCAGUCCUUCGUCACCCAAAAGACGGGCGCGCCGUGGGGUCUGCAGCGCAUCUCGAACGAUGCCGGCGCAUCUGGUGAUGCCCAGGGCCAGGAUUUCACCUACUCCUACGAGGACGAGUCUCUCGGUGCCGGUGUGGACAUUUACGUGGUCGACACUGGCGUGCGUACGUCGCAUGCCGUGUUUACAGGACGCGCCACGGAAGGCUUUUCGUUCACGACAACUGCUGCCGACGGUGAUGGCCAUGGAACUCACGUUGCCGGUACUGCCGCAGGUGCAAAGUUCGGCGUUGCUCAAGGCGCCAACGUCAUUGCUGUUAAGGUCCUCGGCGACGACGGUUCAGGUUCUUCCUCGGAUACCAUCUCCGGAAUGGACUGGGUCAUCAAUAACCACAACAAGCGCAAGUCCCAGUCGGGCUUUGUCGGUUCUAUCAUGAGCAUGUCUUGGGGUCUCCAAGGAACCGCCCAGUCCGUUGACGAUGCCAUCCAAGGUGCUGUCGACGUCGGCAUUCACGUUUCGGUCGCGGCCGGUAACGAUGGUGCCGAUGCUUGCUCGACCACCCCAGCACAUCUCGGUGGUUCCAAUUCCGCUGUCGUCACUGUCGGCUCCGUCAACAUCCAGAACGAAGUCUCUUCCUUCUCGAACAUUGGCGAGUGCGUCGACAUCUACGCGCCCGGCGAGGAGAUCCUCAGCUCCUGGAACACGGGCGACAACGUCAUUAACUACCUCUCCGGCACCUCGAUGGCUACCCCACAUAACUCCGGCGUCAUGGCCUACCUCAUGGCUCAGGACCCCACAAACCUCGGUCAGAACCCGGCUGCGCUGAAGAAGAAGCUGCUCGAGACUGCUCGCCAGAACGAUGUCACCGGGAGCCUUGGAGGAAGUGCGAACUUGCUCCUCAGCAACGGUGUCGAUGGCAACGUCGCUGUGACCAAGCGCCUGGUGAAGAACUACGUUGUCCCCGAAAAGGGGGAGAAGCGCACCGUGACCGGCAGCCCUGCUUCCUGGGCGAAGAACCUCGUCAACAACCUCGGUCAACGGUGGGAGCUCCACGCCGAGGAUGCGGCGCUCCGAUUCUAA